AUGACUCGCUCAAAGCUUAAACAGAAUGUGUCACAGAAAAGAACUCAAAGAACGAACGGUGAAAGGUCAUCAUGCACCUGCCGUCUGUGUGGAAAGAGUUUCACAUGUAAAGGAAGCCUGAAGGAUCACACAAGGAUUCACACUGGAGAAAGACCUUUCACAUGCAGUCACUGUGGACGAGGGUUUAAACAGAGCGGAAGCCUUACAGAACACAUCAGAAUCCACACUGGAGAGAAGCCUUUCACAUGCAGUCAAUGUGGGAAGAGCUACAGACAGAAAGGAAGCCUUGGGAUGCACAUGAGAACUCACUCUGAAGAAAAACCGUUUACAUGCACUCAGUGCGGGAAGAGUUUUACACUGAAACACAACUUUAAUCUUCACUUAAAAACUCACUCCAGUGUGAAGCCAUUCAUCUGUCUUCAGUGUGGAAAAGCUUUUAGUCAGGUGUCACACCUGAAAAUGCAUGAAAAAGUUCACAUCGAAGUGAAGCCGUAUCACUGCGCUCCAUGUGAAAGGAGUUUCAGCCAAAUGACUUCCCUUCAAAGACAUUUAAAAUCAUUCAUACAUAAUAAAUACAGGUCGCUAGAAAGAUUCAUGCUGCAAGCUCAAGCCUCAGGUCAUGGUUUCCCUCAGGAGCAAAUGUGUCCCAAAAGAGCAAAAUAA
Molecule: messenger RNA, 663 nt
Organism: Ctenopharyngodon idella (grass carp)
Lineage: Eukaryota; Metazoa; Chordata; Actinopteri; Cypriniformes; Xenocyprididae
Product: gastrula zinc finger protein XlCGF49.1-like
Exons: 2
Coding region: 1-663 (220 amino acids)
Biological process (GO): regulation of transcription by RNA polymerase II
Molecular function (GO): RNA polymerase II cis-regulatory region sequence-specific DNA binding; DNA-binding transcription factor activity
Source: RefSeq, a predicted model, not a curated record